This is a messenger RNA of Carya illinoinensis, 1877 nucleotides long. Its product is annotated as protein DETOXIFICATION 18-like. Gene Ontology annotation, cellular component: membrane. Gene Ontology annotation, biological process: xenobiotic detoxification by transmembrane export across the plasma membrane. Lineage: Eukaryota; Viridiplantae; Streptophyta; Magnoliopsida; Fagales; Juglandaceae. The transcript has 7 exons. Gene Ontology annotation, molecular function: antiporter activity; xenobiotic transmembrane transporter activity. The coding region runs from base 91 to 1563 and encodes 490 amino acids. The record is from RefSeq and is a predicted model, not a curated record.
GAUAACUUUCUAACCUCAUCCGGUGCCUCUGUGGACCACUUAUAUAUCUAGGAAGGAAGGGAAGAAGAAGGCAGUCGAUCGGGAACAGCUAUGUCGCCAGACACCAGUUCCGAUACUCAUAUCUCCCCUUUGUUAGAGAUUCGUACUGGUGACGAUCAUGGUGAAGAAGGAUCCAAAGCAGGGUGGUGGAAGAAACUGUUGGACUUGGAGGAGGCCAAGAACCAAUUGUUGUUUUCCCUGCCGAUGAUUCUCACCAACGUUUUCUAUUACUCUAUAACCUUGGUAUCCGUCAUGAUCGCCGGCCAUCUUGGCGAGCUUCAGCUCGCCGGUGCUACUCUUGCAAACUCGUGGGCUGUUGUCACGGGCCUCGCUUUCAUGAUUGGGUUAAGUGGAGCACUUGAGACACUUUGUGGGCAAGGAUUUGGAGCAAAAUUAUACAGAAGAUUGGGGAUUUAUCUACAAACUUCAUGUAUCAUAUCUUCCGUCUUUGCCAUCAUUCUAGCCGUCGUCUGGUUUUACACUGAACCCAUACUGAUCUUACUUCAUCAACAGAGUUCCAUUGCAAAGACAUCCGCUCUCUAUAUAAAGUUUCUUAUUCCCGGGUUAUUUGCAUAUGGCUUCCUUCAAAACAUGCUGAGGUUUCUUCAAACACAAUCUGUUGUUUGGCCCCUGGUUUUAUUCUCAGGGCUACCUUUGGCCAUUAAUGCUGGUCUCGCAUAUGCUUUAGUACACUGGACAGCUCUUGGUUUUAAGGGAGCUCCAUUGGCAGCUUCGAUUACAUUAUGGAUUUCAGUUCUUAUGUUGGCCAUUUAUGUCAAUCGUGCAAAGAAAUUUGAGCAUACACGGGCAGGAUUUUCUUUGGAAUCGUUCCGAUACAUUCUUACAAACUUGAAACUAGCCCUGCCCUCUGCUGCAAUGGUGUGUUUGGAGUACUGGGCUUUCGAGAUUCUGGUUCUCUUAGCAGGACUGUUGAAAAACUCAGAAACAACUACCUCGUUGAUUGCAAUGUGCGUGAAUACAGAAGCUAUUUCUUUCAUGUUUGCCUAUGGUCUCAGUGCUGCUGCAAGCACAAGGGUGUCAAAUGAGUUGGGGGCAGGCAAUCCCACCGGGGCUAAGAAAGCCAUGGAAGUGACUCUCAAGCUCUCUAUCCUUCUUGCCAUCACAAUUGUUUUGGUCCUUGCACUUGGGCACAAUUUAUGGGCUGGUUUGUUCAGUAGCAGCGCUACAAUCAUCAAGGAAUUUGCUGCAAUGACACCCCUGCUUGCCAUUUCAAUAUUCUUAGAUGCAGUGCAGGGUGUCAUAUCAGGGGUCGCCAGAGGAUGUGGCUGGCAGCACUUGGCAGUUUAUGUUAACUUGGCAACCUUCUAUAUAAUCGGUAUACCGAUUGGAUGUCUCCUUGGAUUCAAGACGAAACUAGGAGUUAAGGGUUUGUGGAUAGGCUUAAUCUGUGGCCUAUUCUGUCAAGGCAGUACACUUUUGUUGAUUACUCUCCGCACGAAAUGGGGUAAGGUGGAUCUACCAAGGGAUGAUCAUAGAGAAACAGAAACCCCUGUUUCGGGCUAACUGAAACUGAAUGCAUGCAAAGCAGAAAAGUAGUUGAAGAUCGAGAUCACAACGUAGCUGCUGCUCGGGACACAUUUUGUGGCAAAAUUAUUUUGUAGGGACUUUAUCAUUAAGUGACCUGACAGGGGAGAGAUGCGGCGAGAGAGGGAAUAAAAACAGAGAGACGUGGAUCUUGAGGAAACCACUGCCCCCGGCAUUUAUUCUGUUUCGGUUUUUUCUAUUUUUUGUCAUUUUUAAUUUACUUUUUAUUAUUGAUGUAAUUUUAUUUCGUAAUUUCGUUAUUUUUAAUAAGGGUUAUUAAAAUUAUCAAUUAA